Messenger RNA from Stegastes partitus (bicolor damselfish), 1890 nucleotides. Lineage: Eukaryota; Metazoa; Chordata; Actinopteri; Pomacentridae. The record is from RefSeq and is a predicted model, not a curated record.
AUGGAGUUGUUUAUGAUGCAUUUUUACAAGACCCACAAGCUCUCCAACAACAACCACAAGUGCUUCAACAACAAUAACACACACGACUCGAACAACAACAUCUACUCCAACAAAAACCACAACUGCUUCAAUGACAACACCCACAACUUCUCCAACAACAACGUCUGCUCCAAAAACAACCGCAACUGCUCCAACGACAAAACCCACGACUUCUACAACACCAACCACAACUGUGUGAACAACACCCACACCUACUCCAACAACAGCAGCUACUCUAACAACAACCACAACGGGACCUACAACGACUGCAACAAUAACCAAACCAACAACUUUGCCAAACACAACAACAGCUACUACAACAUCGACCACAACUGUGUCAACAGCCACACCUACAACUACUCCACAACAACCACACCCACAACCUACUCCAACAACAACCACAACUGUUACAACAAUUCCACCUACAACAACUUCAACAACAACAGCACCUCCACCGACAACCACAACUGUGUCAACAACAACACCCACAACUACUCCAACAACAACACCCGCAACUUCUCCAACACCAACUACAACUGUGAGACUUCAACAACAACCACAACUGUGUCAACAACAACACCCACAACUACUCGAACAACAACACCCACAACCAACCAGGACUGUUACAACAACUCCACCCACAACAACGUCAACAACAAGAGCACCUCUAGCGCCAACCACAACUGUGUCAACAACAACACCCACAACUACUCUAACAACAACCACGACUGUUUCAAAAACCAGACCCAAAAGUUCUCCAACAACAACCACAAUUGCUUCAACAAAAAUAACACACACAACGACUCCGACAACAACAUCUACUUCAACAACAACAUCCACGACUACUCCAACAACAACCACACCCACAACUUCUCCAACCACAACAACAGCUCCUCCAACAACACCCGCAACUACUUCAACAGCAGCAGCUGCGUUCCCUCUUCGACUCCAGCCUCCAGCGUUUCACGAGCCAAACCAGCCGUAACCCUCUCAAGCUUCACCACAGAGCCCACUGCAACGAGCACCCUCACGAGAAGUUUUCCUUCCACGAGCACCUGCACUGGGAAAACCUCCACCGGGAAGAAGCACCUUGAGCACCGUCCCUGCGCGCACCGUCCUCGGAUUCCUCCACGCCUCCCUCUCCAGCACUACCUCGGCGGCACUUCCCCCUCCUCGGAUCCCAGCACGGACAAACCUCCAACUGCACCCCCCUUCAACCGACACUCCUGCAUCUGGUUCCUGCUCCUGCCACCGUACACGGGCCGUCACAACAACAGCUACUACAACAUCGACCACAACUGUGUCAACAGCAGCAGCUGCUUCAACAAGAACACCCACAACUAUUCAAACACAACAGCUACUCCAACCACAACCACAAUUGCUACAACAACUCCACCCACAACAACUUCAACAACAACAGCACCUCGAGCGACAAUGACAACUGUGUCAACUGUCAACAACAACAACACCCACAACUACUCCAACAAGAACAGCUCCUCCAACAACAACAACCUCUUCAGCAACCACACCCACAACUGCUCCAACAACAACAGCUGCUCAAACAACAACAACCACACCUCCUCAAACAACAACUACUCCAACUACAACCACAAGUGUUACAACAACCAGACCUACAACAACUGUAACAACAGCUGCUCCAACAAAGACAACCACACCUACUCAAACAACAACUACUACUCCAACAACAACCACAAGUGCCACACCUACAACUACUCCAACAACAACCACACCCACAACUUCUCCAACCACAACAACAGCUACUACAACAACAACCACAACUGUGUCAACAGCCACACCGACAACUACUCAGACAACAACCACACCCACAAC